This is a messenger RNA of Cololabis saira (Pacific saury), 1821 nucleotides long. Its product is annotated as C3a anaphylatoxin chemotactic receptor-like. Gene Ontology annotation, molecular function: G protein-coupled receptor activity; complement receptor activity. Gene Ontology annotation, cellular component: plasma membrane. Bases 36 to 1142 code for a protein of 368 amino acids. The transcript has 2 exons. Gene Ontology annotation, biological process: complement receptor mediated signaling pathway; inflammatory response; phospholipase C-activating G protein-coupled receptor signaling pathway. NCBI's taxonomy places the organism in Eukaryota, Metazoa, Chordata, Actinopteri, Beloniformes, Belonidae. The record is from RefSeq and is a predicted model, not a curated record.
UCAGAGAAGAGACAGACUCUUGCACCGAGCAGGAAAUGGCAAAUGGUAACAGCACUUCUUCUGUGGCUCGGUUGUCUGGACUACAACUGGCCAUCAGUCACUUACAGACAGUGUCCCUGGUCAUCUACUGUGUGAUAUUUGUGAUUGGGACUGUUGGUAAUGGUCUGGUCAUCUACGUAACAGGCUUCAGAAUGAAGAGAACAGUCAACUCUGUGUGGUUUCUCAACUUGGCUCUGGCUGACUUCCUCUUCAUGACCUUCCUGAUUUUCUCAAUCAUCUCUCUCUCCCAGAAGCAUCAAUGGCCGUUUGGACGGCUCAUGUGCAAGCUUAACAACUUUGUCAACCUUGUCAACAUGUUUGCCAGCGUCUUUCUUCUGACAGCCAUAAGUCUGGAUCGUUGCUUCUCCGUCUGGGUGGUGGUGUGGGCACACAAUAAACGCACCGUUUGCAAGGCUCAGAUAAUAAGUGCUGUAAUCUGGGUGGUUGCUGGGAUCUGCAGCAUCCCUAAUGUCACUUUUCGCACCCUUAUGGAGAGAAAUAACAUGACGUUUUGUGUUUAUCCUGGAACAAUGACAAGUGGACAAAAAUGGAGCCUUAUUAGUUUCCGCUUUGUCAUGGGGUUCCUCAUCCCAUUCCUGGUCAUUCUCGUGUCUCAUGUGGCCAUAGGCGUCCGUGCCAGCCGCAUGCAUAGAAUAAAGAAAAAGAGAUCUCGCCGAGUAAUUUUCUCCAUUAUUUUUGCAUUUUUCAUCUGUUGGUUGCCCUUUCAUGUUUUCAGUUUCAUGGAAUUGAAAGUGAGCGAUAACCCAGGUCUCAUAAACAUUCUUCGUAUCGGAUCUCCUCUAAGUUUGAGCCUGGCUUACAUGAACAGCUGUCUGAACCCCAUUCUCUAUGUCUUCAUGUGUAAUGAGUUUCAGAAGAAGCUUCAACAGUCAGUAUGUUUGGUUUUAGAGAGUGCCCUGGCAGAGGACAACCUCUCAUUUGCAUCCUCUCGAUCCUUGUCUUCACACUUUUCACGGAUUUCCCGAAAGUCAGAUUCUGCUCCUCCUUUAGAUGUCAACGAUGCAACUCCUCCUUUAACCUUCACUGCAGCCAUCACUGAGGGGACAAAAGACAAAAGAAAUUGCAGUAUUAGUGAAAAAUAAUACAGAUGGCAAUAUAAACAUACCAUAUGUCUCAAAGUGUGAUAUCUGUGAACAAUAGACCUUUUUGCUGUGUUUUGAUCAUAUUGACUUUUUCUCAUCGUAAAGUAUCUAAUUAUGAAGGUCUAUUUGUGGAUGGUGAAGACAUCCUCCGAUUUUCCUACAUCUGGCUUUAUUUGUAGAUUGAGCAGCUUCUGAAUACUUGUGGAUGUUCUAUUGCAUCAGGUUGUACUUAAACUGAAAUAAUGAAUAUAAGCUUUAUAAGAAUAUUAAACGUUUAAGGCGUGCUCUCUAAAACCCCCAAUAUUAAACAGUUAAACAUAUUUGUGAACAAAUGUAUUAUUUUAUUUUUUUCUAUACUUUUGAAGCCAUUUAUGUUACAGUGUGUAACUGUAGACCAUUAUCCAUAUCAGCAUACAGGAUACUCUUGACAGAGAUUGAGCAUAGUUCAGUGAAAAACAUCGACGUAUGUCACUGACUCAGUGAUCUAUUGAGUCCAAAGCGCUGAAGAAUUGUAGCUCUGCUUUUCCAAAUUAAAAAAUCAUACCGAAAAGGAAGGUAGAGUAACAGGUUGCUUUCCUUUGUCUUUACCUCCCACUUCUUUUUUGUUUUUGUUUUUACAACUUCCUUUGUGUUGGUAAUGUUGACUCAAAUUAUAUCAUUUUUAGUUUCAUAUGUUUUU